AUGUGUCUUUUUGGAAGUUAAUUAUUUCCGUUUAUAUGACUGACAAUGGUUUUGUAAAAGACUCUAGAAACUGGUAGCCGCCGGGCAUGAUCUGCAUUCUGCACCUCUUCCUCUUCCUCUUCGGUGUCCUCCUUGGAUGGAGAGGCUAUCUGGAGCCUCCCCCAUGUUCAUCCUCGGGUCCGCUUGGCCGCUCCGACCGACGCCAUUGUUUUGGCUUUUGAGGGGAGGGAGCCUUUGAAUUUUGAACGCUAAAUGCGUGGUUUAUUGAUCUGGGAGAGGCAGUCUAAACUCUGAAACUCUUUUGCACACUCGAUAGUGAUAACAAUUUCCUUUUUAUUGUUCAAUUUUCGUUCCGCUCUCUGCCCCCGGAAUGUACUUCAUUUGCAACUGUUACUUCAGAAUCAGAAAAACCUCAGUUAAACCCCCUAAAGUUAGGGGUUUCUUGCAGUUUAAUACAUGUUUUCACGGCUUUAACCUUCAAUCUUGUAGACAAGAGUUCAGCUACAAACUCAGAAGCCAUUUCGUCGUACAUGCAUCGAGCUGUAUUGGUCCUGCUGCCUUUUUUUCAUCCUCAUCGAAACGAAAUCCUAGGUCCUGUGUCUCUUUAAACCCUAAUUUGCGUGCCUCGUGUGGGGAAAAAGAAUGUCUUGGAGAUGGUGGACAUGAAUAUGGGAGAGUUAAACAAAUGGAUCCCAAGGGACCGAGGGUUUCGAAUUUGUCUGGAAGUGGUGAUGUAAAUUAUCAAAAUCGUGUCAAUUUCGUUGAUUCUGAUGAGGAUGAAACAUUUGAGGAUGGUGCAAAAGCGGCUGAUAAUGAUGAUCUUCUGGUUUUGAAUUCGUCUAAUGGGAAUUAUAGACAUGUAGAAGUUGUUAGUAGAGAUGAAGGAGAUGAAGAUGAAUUUAGACACCCUUUGGUGAGAGAAAUUUGUAGGUUAAUUGAAUUUCAAUCAGCAUGGACUCCGAAGCUUGAAGCGGAAUUGAGGCACUUAUUUAGAAGCCUCAAACCUCAACAAGUUUGUGCAGUUCUGCGCGUGCAGGCUGAUGAACGUGUUGCUUUGAAAAUUUUCUAUUGGGCUGACAGACAAUGGCGGUACAAGCAUGAUACUAUUGUUUACUAUGCAAUGCUUGAGGUCUUAAGUAAUACCAAACUGUGCCAGGGUGCCAAGAGAAUUCUCCGGCUCAUGGCCCGAAGGGGAAUUGAGCUUCGUCCUGAGGCUUUUGGUUAUGUUAUGGUAUCUUUUAGCCGGGCAGAUAAAUUGAGGAAUGCAAUGCAGAUCUUGACACUGAUGCAAAAAGCUGGAAUAGAACUUGAUUUGUCAAUUUGUAAUACUGCAAUUCACAUUUUGGUGAAAGGAAACAGGUUGGAAAAGGCAUUGAGGUUCUUCGAUCGAAUGCAACUUGUUGGAGUUACACCUAAUGUCAUAACAUAUAAUUGUUUGAUCAAGGGAUAUUGUGCAUUGCAUCGGGUUGAAGAUGCUUUAGCAUUGAUUGCGGAAAUGCCUUCUAGGGGAUGCUCCCCAGAUAAAGUUAGUUACUAUACUGUUAUGAGUUUUCUUUGUAAAGAGAAUAGGAUCAAAGAAGUCAGAGAGUUGAUGGAGAAGAUGUUGGAGAAUAGUAAUUUGUUACCAGACCAGGUUACUUAUAAUACUGUUAUCCAUGUGCUUUGCAAGCAUGGUCAUGGAAAUGAGGCACUUGAAUUUAUCAGGGAAGCUGAAGAGAGGAGAUAUCAGGUUGAUAAGAUUGGUUAUAGUGCUGUAGUUCAUGCUUUCUGUAAGAAAGGAGACAUUGAUAGAGCCAAAGAAAUAGUGAAUGAAAUGUUCUCAAAAGGUUGCAUUCCGGAUGUAGUGACCUACACUGCUGUUGUUAAUGGGUUUUGUCGGGUAGGAAAGGUGGAUCAAGCUAAAAAUUUGAUUCACAAAAUGCAGAAGUAUGGUUGUAAACCAAACACUGUGUCAUAUACAGCAUUGCUAAAUGGGCUUUGUCGGAAUGGGAACUCAUCUGAGGCAAGAAAGAUGAUGAACAUGUGUGAAGAUGAGUGGUGGACGCCAAAUGCCAUAACCUACAGUGUCAUAAUGCAUGGGCUUCAUAGAGAAGGAAAAUUGUCUGCGGCCUGUGAUUUAGUCAGAGAAAUGAUUAAGAAGGACUUCCUCCCAACCCCGGUUGAAAUAAACUUAAUAAUCCAGUCACUCUGCCGCGAGGGGAAACCGGAAGAGGCUAAAAGGCUUAUGGUGGAGUGUCAGAAAAAGGGAUGUGCUGUUAAUGUGGUGAACUUUACCACUGUUAUUCAUGGAUUUUGCAAGAAGGAUGACCUAGAAGCUGCUUUUUCAUUGCUUGAUGACAUGUAUCUAAGUAACAAACACCCGGAUGCCAUCACAUAUACAACAAUGAUUGAUGCUUUGGGAAAGAAAGGUAGAAUAGAAGAGGCUACUCAACUUGCAAUUAAAAUGCUUGGGCGGGGCUUGGUUCCUACACCUGUCACAUAUCGCACAGUCAUCCAUCAGUACUGUCAGAAUGGUAGGGUGGAAGAUCUGUUGAGAUUGUUAGAUAAGAUGCUCUCAAGGCAAGCGUGUAAGACAGCAUAUAACCAAGUUAUUGAAAAGCUUUGUGCUUUAGGAAAACUUGAUGAGGCCUAUAAACUUUUAGGGCAAGUUUUGCGGACUGCUUCAAGGAUUGAUGCUAAUACUUGCCAUGUUCUUAUGAAUAGCUGUUUAAGCAAAGGAAUUCCUCUAUUGGCAUAUAAAGUUUCUUGUCGAAUGUUUAAUAGGAAUCUGAUUCCUGAUCUUAAAAUAUGCGAAAAAGUGAGCAAGAGAUUGCUGUUAGAAGGAAAAUCAGAGGAGGCAGAUAAGCUUAUGUUACGGUUUGUUGAGCGUGGAUGCAUUUCAAUUCCAUGUCAGCAAGAUUUGCAAAGUGAGUGAGGGUUCUUCUGUAUUGGACUGGAACAGAUUGAUUUGGUUUCUCCUAACAGCAUUAUUUGCUUUUGGGUCUAUUUUUUCCAGAACUUCAGUCCUGGCCAGGUUUUGUGCUACUAUCCGGUGGGUUGAAAAAGGCAACGGAUGCGAGGUCUAAGCUUUCUGAAGAGGCUUCUGCUUAGAACAGGGGUCUUGAGCAGCCUGUAAUGUUGAUGCUAAAAGUUCUCAACAUGAUUCAAGUCCACCUUUAUUAUUUAUAUACGGGACAAAAAUUUGUGGAUUGAUGGCAUUUGAGAGCUUCACAACAGAUGCAGCAUUAUUUCUGGAAGGCAUGCUAGCUGAUAUGGUAUAUGAAUCUUCAUUUGAUUCUCUCUCCAUAUAUAUAUAUAUAUAUAUGCUAACUGAUAUGGCAUAUAAAUCUUCAUUCGA
This is a messenger RNA of Malania oleifera, 3337 nucleotides long. Its product is annotated as pentatricopeptide repeat-containing protein At5g41170, mitochondrial. The transcript is spliced from 2 exons. Bases 371 to 2914 code for a protein of 847 amino acids. The record is from RefSeq and is a predicted model, not a curated record. Gene Ontology annotation, molecular function: protein binding. NCBI's taxonomy places the organism in Eukaryota, Viridiplantae, Streptophyta, Magnoliopsida, Santalales, Ximeniaceae.